This is a messenger RNA of Castor canadensis (American beaver), 4400 nucleotides long. The record is from RefSeq and is a predicted model, not a curated record. Lineage: Eukaryota; Metazoa; Chordata; Mammalia; Rodentia; Castoridae.
ACCUUCUAGACCGUAUUUAGCUGAAGUCCCCAGUGUAAACAUUUUCCACGUUUUGAUUAUUUUCCUUCAUGAAGCAAGUACAAACAGUUCUGUCUCAGAACAAGGUACGCCCUUCGCCACCUGACUCCAGGAGAGGAUCCCCAGGCCUCCUGGCCAUGCAGAGUCUUCCCACAGCCCUCGGUUUCCCAUGCUCCCUCUUCAUCAAGGGGACAUGUCUACCAAACUCAAAUUCUUCCGCACUUCAGACAUGCUUUUAAAGAAGCCCUUCUGCAGGAACAUAACAUGAAACAAAAUGUGAUCUGUGCAAGAGUCCCAGCACAGCUUUGGCAGCCUGCUUGGAAACCUGCUGGUCACAGCCACCUUCUGGGCUCCAUGUGAAGAGAAUGGAGAGGGAGUGCUUGGAUUAGAAACAUGGACAUUUGUCCUGACAUUUAAUCCUUCUUCCACCUGCUGAUCACAGAUGAACUGCUUCAGGAAGUGUGAGCCAGAAAAGGGGAGUAAAUAGUUUUCCCCGAAGCUGUGUAUAGCACUGGUAUGCACUGAAGAAAGAAUGUGCUCUCAUUCUCAGCCUAGUUUGUAUUCCUAGUGUAUUUAAGGGGUGGAGGUAGAGCUCUUGAUUUUAAAGUAAUUUUAUCAGAAUUCUAAAAUAAUACCUUACUUUGUCACUGUAUCCUUCACCCUACAGUUGCCACAGAAACUGCUUGUGGCUUUACAAAUCCAGUGUUGUAGCCACGGCUCUCUCCCAUAUUGCUGAGCAAGUUACCUCUGUUCCCUGAACCCCAGUUUCUCCAUUUGUAAGGUUGGCUAGCCAGGUAAAAUUUAAACUAUUUAAAAUUGGCUGCUACUGAACCCAAUAAAGAAUAAAAUUCAUUGGCCUUGUAUCUGCUGUUGAACUGACAAAUGAGCCCAGCCAGGGAAAAUCUUAUUGGCAAAGAUUUCUGUUUUUCUUUUUAUCUGGAAAAAGUCCCAAAGACCUCAUAAAAUGCUCCAGUGAGAAGAUAAGUAAAAGGAAUUACUGUGAUAUGGCCCUCAUUUUGGUGUGUUAGUCGUAGGGGGUCAGUACUUAAGUAACCAGAAAGGUUAAGGUGAGGCUGCAGACCUGCUGGAAAUAGGAACCCUCCUCCCCUCCACAGUCAUAAUGAUUGGUAACACAAGCCCUUCUGUGCAAGUCACCACAAGUAUGUGUCAACAGGUACACCAUGGAGGUACCACAGAGCCUGCAGGAUUCUGGCCAUGGCAAUGAUGAGUCCCCAUCAACCUCAUCCAAAGGGACUGGGGAUUCUUCUGUACCAGAUCUACCAGGGUUUUACUUUGACCCUGAGAAGAACCGCUACUUCCGCUUGCUCCCUGGACAUAACAACUGCAACCCCCUCACAAGGGAGGGCAUCCGGUACAAGGAGAUGGAGAGCAGGAGACUGCAGCUUCUGGAGGAAGAGGACAAGCAGAAGAAGAAAAUAGCCAGAACGGGAUUUAACGCAUCUUCCUUCUUGCGAAAAAGCCAGCUGGGUUUUCUCAAUGUCACCAGUUAUUGCCGUUUAGCCCACGAGCUUCGCAUGAGCUGCAUGGAGAGGAAAAAGGUCCAGAUUGAGAGCUCAGAUCCCUCUGCUUUGGCAAGUGACCGUUUUAACCUCAUUCUGGCGGAUACCAAUAGUGACCGGCUGUUCACAGUGAACGAUGUCAAAAUCGGAGGCUCUAAGUAUGGCAUCAUCAACCUGCAAGGCCUAAAGACCCCCACAUUCAAAGUGCGCAUGCAUGAAAACCUGUACUUCACCAACCGGAAGGUAAACUCUAUGUGCUGGGCCUCCCUGAAUCAUUUGGAUUCCCACAUUCUGCUGUGUCUCAUGGGACUUGCAGAGACGCCAGGCUGUGCCACUCUGCUCCCAGCAUCGCUGUUCAUCAGUAGUCAACCAGCAGGUACAGACCGGCCUGGCAUGCUCUGUAGUUUCCGGAUCCCUGGUGCCUGGUCCUGUGCCUGGUCCCUGAAUAUCCAAUCAAAUAACUGCUUCAGUACCGGUUUGUCUCGGCGGGUCCUUUUGACCAAUGUGGUGACAGGACACCGGCAGUCGUAUGGGACCAACAGUGACGUCUUGGCCCAGCAGUUUGCUGUCAUGACCCCUUUGCUGUUUAACGGUUGCCGUUCUGGGGAGAUUUUUGCCAUUGAUCUUCGUUGUCCAAGUCAAGGCAAGGGCUGGAAGGCCACCAAUCUGUUCCAUGACUCAGCAGUGACCUCUGUGCAGAUCCUCCAGGAAGAGCAGUACUUGAUGGCAUCAGACAUGGCUGGAAAGAUCAAGCUGUGGGACCUGAGGGCCACUAAGUGCAUAAGGCAGUACGAAGGUCACGUGAAUGAGUAUGCCUACCUGCCCCUGCACGUGCACGAAGAAGAAGGAAUUCUGGUGGCAGUGGGCCAAGACUGCUACACAAGAAUCUGGAGUCUCCACGAUGCCCAGCUGCUCAGAACCAUACCUUCCCCAUACCCUGCCUCCAAGGCCGACAUUCCCAGUGUGGCCUUCUCUUCUCGGCUUGGGGGCUUCCGGGGAGCCCCAGGGUUGCUCAUGGCCGUCCGGCAGGACCUUUACUGUUUCUCCUACAGCUAAUUCUUGAGGGGCCAGUGUAGAGGAGUGUGGUCACGGACAAAGACUGGCUUAUUUCCAUUUCUAAGGGGCAUAUGUAGAUAGCUUCUUUCUGGCUGCUGGGUGCUAAGUUGCUGCAGUUGAACUGUAGGCUCAGAGAGCUUGAAAGUCCUUUUCAUAAAAGGUACCUAUUUCCUUUUCUUGUUGAAUUCUUCAAAAUAGUCUCCCCUCCUUUGUUAACAAAAAGACUUUUUUUCUAAGGCCUGGAGAUUGGCCAAAACUAAAAUAACCAAAUCACAGCAACUGCUUUCACUGGGAAGACUCAGUGAUGAGACUGGUGGGACAGCUUAAAUGGUCAGUGCAGAGGACCCAAGGUGAGAAAAGCAGCUGGGGUAGGGAGGAAAAGGACGGUCCUGUCUUGAGUCUCUACAAAGUAAUGAUUUAGGGCUGGAGCUUGGAAUCAUUAAAUUUGCCUUCUCAAACUUGGUAGCAUAGAUCUCUGGGAUUCUUUUGUUAGCACAUGUAGGCACUGGAUCUUUUUAAAUGCUAGUUUUUAAACAUCCUUUAACAUCCUUUUGAGGCACCUUCUAGAAUGUAAGGGAUAGCAGCUUGUUUCUGUUAUGGUGACUUUAGAAUGUCUGGUUUAAGGGCCCAGGGUCAAAGAAAAUUACUUAGACGUUUUGUAAUCUCAGUGUAUGAGAUGUUUAUACAAAGUGUUAAAGGCCUGUCUUUCUACAAUCAGUAAAGUAGAACCAUGAUGUGGCAUGUUGCUUCUAUUACUGAUUAGAAGCUUUUGAUGCUUGGACCACAAACCAGCUACCUAAAGCCUCGAUCAGAUCUUGGAUGAGGGAAAAGCAGCUAGAACCAGCUUUAAUAAACGCCAUACUGCAGAGCUUCCAGCUAUUCCUUUAGAGUAGCUUGUUCCUACGCUGCUUAUGUCUGCCCCAGGAGGCUAACCUCUGGACUCCUGAGAGCACCCUGACUUGACCCUAAGUGGCCAGGGUGGUGCAGUCAAUGGGACAUACCAACAGGAAAGCUGAGGGUAAGGAGGUGAGAUUGUUAGUCCCCUGGCUUCUGUCAUGUUGGGCUGUGGUAGUUGUGACCAAAGGCCACAGCUUCUAUUGGAACAUAGCCUGUCUCUGGGUUCAGUUACUGUUCUGUUUGUCCCUAUCACCUUACUGUUGCUAGCGCCAGGAUGCUCCACCAAUUAAAUGCUUCAUUUACCCACUUGAAUGUUCCAUCUGUUUCCUGGCCAACUUACAGAGACAUCUUACAGAGAGAACCAAAUCCAAAAAAUUGGUGAGAAUAACAGAUCAAUUACCUAAUAGUUGAGUUACAGGUUAUAAUACUUUAAUGUGUCCCAUUUUACAAAGAACUUUCCCUAUCUUAUUUGAUCCUUGUAACAACUAAUAAAGGAGGCAGGGCAGAAGUAAUAUAAAUUAAUUAAUAAAAUUACUGGCAUCACUUUAUAGAUAAACUAGAAUUUAGACGGGGAAGGAGGUGUGGCUCAGUGAUAAUGUGUUUAACAAGGUCCUGGUUCCAUUAAAUAAAAGCUGUUGUAAUACCAAAAAGGGUGUUCUCUUCAGAGGCUAUGAUCUGAGCAAAGGCACACACAAUCAUAAAGGAUGUCCCAUAGCCCAGGGGCCACAAUGCAGGUGACUUGACUGGGAAAUGCAUUUAAGUUGGGUUAGUUGUAGAGUCUUCAGGAUACUGAGGAAGUAGUCAGGGCUGGGGCCAGAGCCUUAGAGAGCAAUUCGGGCUAGACUAAAGGUGUCAUCAGGAUUUGAGGACAGCUGAAGACACCGCAGUGGGUGAACUUACUCAUCCAGU